AGUGCAGUGAUACAUUGUGCAUAAACAUUAUAUAUAGCAUUUUUAAAUACCCUCCUCUGGGUGUCAGCAACUCGAAUCAUCUCCACCAUGGCGACGUCCGAGUCUGCAAAUUCCGUCUCUCAAGUCCCUGAAAACUGUCGAGCUCCCAAUAAUCCUAUCCUUAAGUUGGCAUUCAAAAUAUUGUGCAUUAUUGCAGUCUCUCGGGAGUCUCUCGACCAUUGGAAGGAUACAAAGAACAAAGACUGGAAGGAACAUGUCUCAAUUAUGGUCAAUCGAUUCCAGAACACAAACGUCACUGCCGGGCUCGUGCUCGCAACUACUACUCUAUUCCUGUCGUCACCCCCUCCUGUGGAGCAUUUGAUGGCUUAUAACUCUACAAUCUCGUACAUCAUCGCCAUGAUUUCAUUUGAUGCUGCAUUGCUCAGCGUGAUAUCUGGAUCUGCUGUGCUUGUUAUCUAUGAAACUAGUACCGCCCACAAAGACAUGGAAACCCUCAAGCACAUGCCACGAUACCAAGUCAUCGCGCUGCUGUUAUGGUUAGCAUGGCCCUCGAUCUGUCUGUCAGUCGCUACCUGCUUUUUGUUUGUGGCUAUCUUUAUCGCCUGCUUCGGGUCCGAUAAUAUCGUUGUCAACAUCAUAACUAUCUUGGCUUGUGUGGCCUUCCUUUCAAACGGAGCCCUUACGCUCUACGUUUUCGCCGUUGUGGGCAAAAAGCCCGCCAAUGGUAAAAAAAACACCCCCACACAAGUUAUCGACAUGCAUCAUGCUAGUAUAGGUGCUGCAUGCCUUCCGCGUUGACAGUGAUGACUGGCCGUGAUAAUUGCUAUAGUAUGGUUGA
Messenger RNA from Suillus discolor, 838 nucleotides. RefSeq lists its product as uncharacterized. The transcript has 5 exons. The record is from RefSeq and is a predicted model, not a curated record. The coding region runs from base 88 to 798 and encodes 236 amino acids. Lineage: Eukaryota; Fungi; Basidiomycota; Agaricomycetes; Boletales; Suillaceae.